Chiloscyllium plagiosum (whitespotted bambooshark) is the source of this 1587-nucleotide messenger RNA. NCBI's taxonomy places the organism in Eukaryota, Metazoa, Chordata, Chondrichthyes, Orectolobiformes, Hemiscylliidae. The record is from RefSeq and is a predicted model, not a curated record.
GUCACUCCACUCCGGUCCCACAGUCACUACCUUCCGGUCCCACAGUCACUCCGUUCCGAUCCCACAGUCACUCCGCUCCGGUCCCACAGUCACUCCGUUCCGGUCCCACAGUCACUCCGUUCCAGUCUCACAGUCACUCCGCUCCGGUCUCUCAGUCACUCCACUCCAGUCCCACAGUCACUCCGUUCCGGUCACACAGUCACUCCGUUCCGUCCCACAGUCACUCCACUCCGGUCCCACAGUCACUCCGUUCCGGUCACACAGUCACUCCGUUCCGUCCCACAGUCACUCCAUUCUAGUCCCACAGUCACUCUGCUCCGGUCCCACAGUCGCUCCAGUCCCACAGUCACUCCGUUCCGGUCCCAGUCACUCCGUCCCGGUCCCACAGUCACUCCGCCCCGGUCUCAGUCACUCCACCCCGGUCCCACAGUCACUCCGCCCCGGUCCCAGUCACUCCGCCCCGGUCCCAGUCACUCCAACCCGGUCCCACAGUCACUCCGCUCCGGUCCCACAGUCACUCCGCCCCGGUCCCAGUCACUCCACCCCGAUCCCACAGUCACUCCGUUCCGGUCCCACAGUCAUGCCGCCCCGGUCCCAGUCACUCCGCCCCGGUCCCACAGUCACUCCGCCCCGGUCCCAGUCACUCCGCCCCGGUCCCACAGUCACUCUGUCCCGGUCCCACAGUCACUCCGCCCGGGUCCCAGUCACUCCACCCCGAUCCCACAGUCACUCCGUUCCGGUCCCACAGUCACUCCGCCCCGGUCCCAGUCACUCCGCCCCGGUCCCACAGUCACUCCGUUCUGGUCCCACAGUCACUCCACCCCGGUCCCAGUCACUCCACCCCGGUCCCACAGUCACUCCGCCCCGGUCCCACAGUCACUCUGCCCCAGUCCCAGUCACUCCGCCCCGGUCCCAGUCACUCCACCCCGAUCCCACAGUCACCCCGGUCCCAGUCACUCCACCCCGGUCCCACAGUCACUCCGCCCCGGUCCCACAGUCACUCUGCCCCAGUCCCAGUCACUCCGCCCCGGUCCCAGUCACUCCACCCCGAUCCCACAGUCACUCCGUUCCGGUCCCACAGUCACUCUGCCCCAGUCCCACAGUCACUCCGUUCCGGUCCCACAGACACUCCGUUCCGGUCUCACAGUCACUCCGUUCCGGUCCCACUGUCACUCCGUUCCGGUCCCACAGUCACUCCGUUCCGGUCUCACAGUCACUCCGUUCCGGUCCCACAAUCACUCCGCCGCGGUCCCACAGUCACUCCGUUCCGGUCUCACAGUCACUCCGUUCCGGUCCCACAAUCACUCCGCCGCGGUCCCACAGUCACUCCGUUUCGGUCCCACAGUCACUCCGCUCCGGUCCCACAGUCACUCCGUUCCGGUCCCACAGUCACUCCGUUCCGUUCUCACAGUCACUCCGUUCCAGUCCCACAGUCACUCCGUUCCGAUCCCACAGUCACUCCACUCCGGUCCCACAGUCACUCCGUUCCAGUCCCACAGUCACUCCGUUCCGAUCCCACAGUCACUCCACUCCGGUCCCACAGUCACUCCGUUCCGGUCCCACAGUCACUCCGUUCCAGUCUCAUAG